This is a messenger RNA of Alosa sapidissima (American shad), 4897 nucleotides long. RefSeq lists its product as uncharacterized. The transcript is spliced from 9 exons. The record is from RefSeq and is a predicted model, not a curated record. The coding region runs from base 1865 to 3898 and encodes 677 amino acids. Lineage: Eukaryota; Metazoa; Chordata; Actinopteri; Clupeiformes; Clupeidae.
GGUGUCUGGAAUGUUGCAGACUCCACCCUCACCCCAAUUAAAUUUUAUGUUGUAAGUGACAGCACUCCCUGAAAGAAAACAAGAAAUAUUACUUUAAAGAAUAUAAUGUAUCACUUUAUCAUCACUAGCCAGUCAAUGUGUUUUUUAGAUGAGGAGAAUUUGUUUUGUGUUGUUGAUUGGUGUUUUCUGAUCUGACUUGUGCAACAGAUAGGACAUGAUAUGUGUCAAUGACCUCCAAUCUACAAUUAUAUAAGGGUGAAUAAAAAAAAUCCCAACUGGAGAAUACGACCAUCAAUCGAUCCUCGUGCGUCCAUCCGGUGAAGGCCACUGGAUUUCACCUGAACAAUGCUGCCAUCUGUUGACUGCAGUUGACGUUCACUGUAAUGUGGAACUCGAGAAGGGUGUCCUGCUGAGUAAAUGGAUUCUCUUCAGGCUCUCCAAAGAGCCAAAGAAAAAAAUUCUAGUUAAUGAAUGCGCUUUUUAGCCGGAGACCCCUGUUACCGGGAGGACGACAAAUGUCUUUAGGGACCAUGAGGCAAAGCCCCAACUUUGCCCAAGGAAGGUGUCGGCAAUCUAUUAACAUGUAUGCCUAUCCAGUGUUUCGCCGCCAGUCAGCCAAGUCGACCAGAAUUCUCAUGGCGCCAUCGGGGGAGGCAAAUUUGGUUAAAAGUUGUGGAAGGGCUGAAAGGGCUAAGCCAAAAGAGGAGGUGUUGGCGGAGGCCAGUACUUAUGUCACCGACCAUGGUGGAGACCCCACUGACCGAUUUCUAGUGCUGGCUCACUGCCAGUUUCAGUUUGGCAUGUACCAGGGCCAGAGAUUUAGAUGGCUCCUGGAGAAUAGUCUUGGCUAUGCACUGUAUUUGGUGCAUAGUAUUUCAAAGGAGAGGGUGCAGGCAACCCCUCUUUCAGAAAACAAACAGCUGUUCCAGCAGUACACUUCUCACAUCAGAGAAUUCACAGAGGAACUGGAGAAGUAUAGUAAGAAGCAGGAAAUGCAGGCUAAAGCGCGGGAAACUGGAGACCAGGGCUGUUUAAUGGUGGAGUUUGGAGAUUUCCAAGGCCGCUCCAUGAAGGAGGUUUAUGAGGACCAGAGCAAGUAGGCCCAGGCCCUCAUCAAAUACCUGGUUACAGCAGCUGCCCGGCCCAACACCAACAUGGCAGUUUUCAAGGCAUACGUCUUGAAGAGACGCACCUUGAAGAGAUCUAUAGCCAUCUAUAUGCACCGCAGUGCAUCUUAACUCCGGCUGCAAAACCCCGACCGAACACUUGGCCCACCAGGAGCUUUUCCCUACUGCGACUUCUGAGGAGGACGAUGAAGAACUGGUAUCUGCUGCAUCGCAAUGUGAAGCACAGCUAAAUACAGCUCUUGCAACGACUGUGCAUUUAGAGGCCUGUGCUGAUCCCCCUCCAGUAGCGAUGCCAGGUCUUGUUGUUAAUCAGCCACCAGCUGAGCUUCCCAGUCACUGGAAGGAUCAGCUUCCACCUUUCCAGCAGGAGUGGAUUCGGCACACGUUAUUCAAGGCCAACCCACGAACCGGCAAGCCAGAGCUAGUGGCCCAGCUGAAGCUUUGGUGGCAUCCUCCUCAGCCCCUUCUCAUUCACACCCAGCCUCCCGCCUCUCCUGACCACUUCUUCUGUCGGCCGCUGUUCUUAUGGAUGCCCCAUAAGAUGUGGCUGUUUCCUGUUGUCUGUCUUUGUCUUGGCCUGUGGCAAGCACCGACUAACAGCAGCAGGACUGUACCGAACAGUGCGCAAGGUGUUGGACAUUGACGGGUGGUAUGAUCUUGCAACUGAGUACCUGGAGUGCAAACGCUGCUCAAAAAAGUAUCCUGCUUGGUCUGAGGACAUCUUAAGACAGCUGGAUAUGGGCCACCGCAGCCAGUUUCCAGCUUUGCUAACAUACAGAUACGCAUGUGACAUCAGGGUGCUGAGAAUGAUGAGGGAGAGGACAAUGGGCAACAGUGUGACUCAGCUGUACAAAAAGCUGCUGGAACAACACAGCGAAGCAUGGAUGCAGCGUGUUCUUCAGUACCUGACCGCUUGUGAGCCCUUUACGAGAUUGUCUGCUGUGCGUCCCCCUGCAUUCGCUGAGCCUCCCCCCUUGCCUGCUCUUCCCAAACCCAAGUGGCUGUUGGCUGUGUAUGCCAGAGAUGUACUAGGUCGACUGCAUGACGUGAAGGCCAAAAUAACAUCCAUCUUUGGCUCCGUCCUCAAGAUGGACUCCACAAAAAAGGUCACCAAGAAACUUGCUGGUGCUGCUGCAGGUACAGCCGCUUGGUGCACUAAUGUGGGAAACGAGCAUGGUCAGGUUUUAGUUUCGGUCCUGACAGUCGGUGAGGGACAAGCACUGGACGCUAUGGCAGCUGGCCUAAUGAGGCGGUACAGGGAGGCAGGGCAGGCAGCGCCUAAAAUAUUGUACGUGGACAGAGACUGUUGUAGUCAGCAUGGCCCUUGUCGGGUGAAGGCCAUGUUUUCAGAGUGGGACGGGCUUCAAGUGCGCCUUGAUAUAUGGCAUUUCAUGCGGCGGUUUGCUGCAGGCGUCACAACGGAGGCUCACCCCCUGUAUGGCGUUUUCAUGGCACGCCUGUCCACGUGCAUUUUCGAGUGGGAUCCGGAGGAUGUUGCUGCUCUUCGCCGCGCCAAAGAGUGUGAGCUGACUACGAGGGUCGGCCACAUCUCUGAGGAGGCGGUGACUACACGUAUUACCCAGAGGGAGUUGGCGCUGCACUGCAGGAGGAGGACCAGAGGGGUGGAGGAGACAGUCAGACUGAUUGGGUCACUGAUCAGUCUGUUUGACAGUGUGAGUGGGAAGGACACUCUGGGUGUUCCUCUGCUGGACCACGAACGUAUCCAGAACAUUUGGCAGGAGCAGGAGAAACACGUGGGCUGUAUCCAAGACCCAGAGGACUUCCCGCUGUACAUGAAGACAGGCACCCUGAAGAAAGGCGGUGUGGAGCUGUGCUGCUACAGGUGUGCUCGUGGCUCUACCUCCCUAGAGUCCUUCCAUCUCCACUUGAACAGAUUUAUUCCAGGAACCAGUGCCAGUGAUGCGCAUUUCCAGGUGUAUCUUCUUGAAGGGCUGAUGCGCUGGAAUGAUGACCGAAUGGAGGACGCCGUAAAAGGAGCAUCUUCCAUCCGCUCUUAUGGCAGUGCUCUGAGAGAGGCAGUGGACCAGCUCAGCCGGAAGGUGCUAGGGAGAUGCUGGGAUGAGCGGUAUCACACCCCUGGAGCGUACACAGGUGAAUUGCUGGGAAUGGAGUACUUGUACAACCAGAACGGCAAAACACUGACUGCAGUGCUCCAGAACCCAGAGGAGCAGGACAGGCUGGUGGAGCAAGUCAAUGAUGAGGACAUACAAGAUGAGGGAUUUGAAGAAGAGCUCACAGAGGACAUCACAGUUCCUGUGCUCUAUGAGGAUGACCCCUGCCGUGAUCUGGUGGAGAACAGGCCCUCACAGUUGAUGUCGAGUCCUCAGGCCUCUCCACCUCAGGCCCCUGCAUCACCUGCUGAUCUGCCGUCCACGUCACGUGAUGGAGGACAAGAUCCUGCCACUGCCCCUUCAGUGCUGCCAGGCACCUCUGAGGCUGCACUGUCUGACGAGGCUCAGGGAGCAGUCAUUGGACCGGAUGGGAUCGCUGGGUGGGACAAGGUCCAGGAUCUCGCUGCUUGCUUGGUGGGUCUCCGUGAGGCGUCUUACCUCACUGAGCUGCAGGUGAACCAGAUCAUCCAGCUGUGGACAUCUCUCCCUGAAGGCGACAAGGAGCGGGUCGACUACCAGCCACGUCAUCAGCAGCGACUGACGACUGGCCGUUUUAAGGCUCCCACGCGGUCUGGAGUCACACCGGGUGUGGAAAGUGUUAAGCGCUACUUGAUAGGACAUCCUGGCGGGCCAUCUUAGUGGCCCAGCACCAGCCGCUUGGUUGAGGCCAUGUGCAUAAGGCUACGCCGUAAUUAUCCACUCUGUGGAGUACAGAGGACAAGCACAACAUGCAUGCAAAAUUUUCCUCACACCCACUUCUGUCAGUUUGUGACUGGAGUUAAUUUGUGGAGUUUUACCAACCCUCUUUUUUUUCCCUUGAGGUUCUUGAAGCCGGAGCAGUAGUUGGGAUAGGUCAGGUCGGCGCUUGUUAAGAGUUUUUUGAGGGUCCACACGUACUGGGCUUUAAGUUCCCAUAACGACCCAAGGCCUUUGCUCGGCAGGGACGCCGCACUGUCUUCUCUUUGCUAAGAAUCGAGAACAGAGAUCAACAGAGGGUAAAGAUGGAGGAGUCUUGUUUUGCUGGUCUCAAAUAGGGGGUGGGCUCAAGUAAAGAUGGGAAACCUUUCAAGAUACUUUGACUCUCUGAUCACAGUAAUUACUGUUACACAGUCCACUCUAAAAUGAUAUUGCAAUUGUAAAUGCAAAUUGUUUAUAUUUUUGUAUUCACUUUAUAAAAGUCUAUGAUUUCAGCAGGCUCACAUUAGGAUGGAGAUAAGAGGUUAAAGCACAGCACAAAAGUCUCUACAGGGACAGCAUCACAUUGUAAUUGUGCUAGGCUAAAAAUAAUUUGUUUAGGCCCGGGAAACCAUUAGGAUUUGAAAGCAGUGCUCAUUACUGCCACAAAGUCAGUUGUGUUUUCAUACAGUUUGUCUUUUAUGCAACAAAUGAUUUUCAUGUAACCUGAUAGAAAGGUGUUGUAUGGGCCAGUGGAGAACUCCAUUUUGCCAACAUGCUGGGUUGCCCAUCUAGUUUGUUGAUUUAAAAACAUGAUGCAGUACACCAAGACAAUGUUCAGCAUCUAACAUGAUUAUUAUGGAAUAUCCUCAGCAGGAUUUCUGUUUUCCUGUUGAAUGUCAGUCACCAUUUUCUGAAGUGUGUGUGUGUGUGUUCAUUUCAAUAAAUCUGAACAUACCAACA